Messenger RNA from Batrachochytrium dendrobatidis JAM81, 463 nucleotides. RefSeq lists its product as uncharacterized. The transcript has a single exon. The record is from RefSeq and is a predicted model, not a curated record. NCBI's taxonomy places the organism in Eukaryota, Fungi, Chytridiomycota, Chytridiomycetes, Rhizophydiales. Bases 14 to 355 code for a protein of 113 amino acids.
UGACGAAUUUGAUAUGGAUGAGCAGGUUGUAGAUACGGUCAUCCAAAGCUGUGACAAUUCAAAUGUUGAUAGUGAUUCACAAUGCCAAGCCGAUCAAGAUUUGGGAGACAAGGAGUCAGAAGGCGAUCAAGACGCUGAAGUGGAUGACGAAAUGGAAGUAGGCGUUUAUGUCGAUGGUGAAAGUGACGAUGCACCAACCGGCUAUUUCGAAACGGUUGGUGCAGACAACAACGAGACAGAUUUUGCCGACGAACACGACACGCCAGACAAUGACGAAGAUGGUGAGGUUGACGAGGUUGAGGAAGAUUUGCUCGACGAAGAGGGCGAAGUAGAAGCAGAGGAUGAUGAAGAGUAGACUCUAUCAAAGGUUGAGUUUAAAUCUUCGUUUAUGGAUAGUGUUGGAGUUGUUCUCCAUUGUCUUUAUUUCUCUAUUUGUGUAAAUACAAUAAAGGUAGUUUAUUUC